Molecule: messenger RNA, 1094 nt
Organism: Seriola aureovittata
Lineage: Eukaryota; Metazoa; Chordata; Actinopteri; Carangiformes; Carangidae
Gene: nr0b2b
Product: nuclear receptor subfamily 0, group B, member 2b
Exons: 2
Coding region: 215-1003 (262 amino acids)
Biological process (GO): circadian rhythm; negative regulation of transcription by RNA polymerase II
Cellular component (GO): nucleus; cytoplasm
Molecular function (GO): transcription corepressor activity; transcription factor binding
Source: RefSeq, a predicted model, not a curated record
CUAGUGUUAUCGCCUCCACGUGGAAGGAACCUAGAUCCACGGGAAGUCCAUGGUCACUGUUUUUUUCUCUCUCAUUGAAGGGGCUUAAAAAGGAGGGUCAAGGCUCAGCAUUUGACAUCCUGGAUAAAUAGGGACCGAGCAAGGCUGCUGAUGCUUUCUGGAGCUCACUGACCCACUUUUUAAAUUUUUUUUUAAGGAUACGUCCUUCUUCACUAUGUUUUCUCUUGAAGAGAAAAUUACAAGCAGAACUUGCUCUGGUUACCAGGAUCAGCAUCCUCACACGAUCCUUUAUAACAUCUUGAGCUGGAGGGACAGCGACUACCUCAGCAACAAACUGAACUCUAACUCCGUAGCACACAACUGCCACUGUGAGCAGAGGAGGGCAGUUUGCCUGAAGGACCCAAAGGCCACCUGCCAAGUUGCCUCCGGUGUGCUGGUGAAAACCGUCUGCUUCAUGAGAAGUUUACCCUCCUUCAGUCAGCUUCCACUGGGAGAUCAGUCAUCACUGUUAAGACACUGCUGGGUGCCUUUAUUUGUGCUGGGGCUUGCACAGGAAAGAAUAGAGUUCGAAGUGAGUGACGUACCAAAUUCAAGUAUCCUCAGACAGAUUUUGCUCAGACCGGGACUUUCUGAAAAGGAGGCUGACCAACCAACUCUUGCCGGCGUCCACAGACUGAGAACUUGCUUGCAUCAGCUGUGGGAACUGGAUCUCAGCCCGAGGGAAUAUGCUUACCUGAAGGGAGCUAUGUUGUUCAAUCCAGCUGUUCAAGGAUUGAGCGCCAUGUUGUUCAUUGAGGGCCUCCAAUGGGAAGCUCAGGGAGCUCUCAGAGAAGCCGUCCUCCUCCUGCACCCGGGGGACGCCAGUCGCUUCAGGCACAUCCUCAUAGCAGCCUCUGCCAUUCAGGCCGUCAGCCACAGCCUGGUCACGGAGCUCUUCUUCAAGCCGGUUAUUGGCAACGCAAACAUGUUACAUUUAUUAUCAGAGAUGUUAUUUGUCCCAUAAGAUAAAAGAGAAUAGACUUUUUAUAAGUUGAGUGUUGUAUUGUUGUUAUUUUAUACAGUGAAGUGCAUGAAAUAAACCUUUGAAUACCUUG